AUGAUAAGUAAGGAAAAAGAACAGAGUGAAGAUAGGUUAGUGAAUGAGAAUAAAGAAAAGAAAACAAUUCCUAUUGGUUGUGGAAAAAUCCCUUUCCCCAAUGCUUUAGUAAAAAAGAAUUUGGAAAAACAAUUUUCAAAAUUUUUAGAAGUUUUUAAGAAGCUUCAAAUUAACAUUCUUUUUUCUGAAGCAUUGGAGCUAAUGCCCACUUAUGCUAAAUUCAUGAAAGACAUUUUGUCAAGGAGAAGAAAACUAAGUGAGGAGAGUGAAACUAAAAUGUUAACUGAGGAAUGCAGUGCUAUUCUACAAAAGAAGCUCCCUCCUAAACUGAAAGAUCCUGGUAGCUUCACAAUAUCUGUUGACAUAGAAGGUCUAGCCGUAGGAAGAGCCUUGUGUGAUUUAGGUGCUAGCAUUAAUUUGAUGCCUUUGACCAUGUUUGAACGAUUAGAUAUAGGAGAAGUCACCCCUACUAUGAUCUCGCUCCAGUUAGCCGAUAGGUCACUUAAGACACCCUAUGGAAUAGUAGAGGAUGUGCUAGUACGAGUUGAUAAAUUUGUUUUUUCUGUGGACUUUGUGGUGUUAGAUAAGUAA
Molecule: messenger RNA, 591 nt
Organism: Lotus japonicus
Lineage: Eukaryota; Viridiplantae; Streptophyta; Magnoliopsida; Fabales; Fabaceae
Exons: 1
Coding region: 1-591 (196 amino acids)
Source: RefSeq, a predicted model, not a curated record